This is a messenger RNA of Colletotrichum costaricense, 1260 nucleotides long. RefSeq names its product cytochrome P450. The record is from RefSeq and is a predicted model, not a curated record. The transcript has a single exon. The coding region runs from base 1 to 1260 and encodes 419 amino acids. Lineage: Eukaryota; Fungi; Ascomycota; Sordariomycetes; Glomerellales; Glomerellaceae. Gene Ontology annotation, molecular function: iron ion binding; monooxygenase activity; heme binding.
AUGGAACCUCUCGGCGGCAAGUAUGCAUCUUCAGCCUGUACAUCGAUGUCUAUGGCCUUGCUCGUAUUCACCUUCAUCUCUAUUGUCCUCUAUCUACUAGUCUCCCACAUUCGGCAAAACUUACAGCUGAAUAUGAAGAAGACCCUUUCUUUACCCCCGGGACCGCCUCGAUUGCCAAUUUUCGGAAAUUUCUUCAAUGCGCCAGAGAUAUGCUUCAACUGGUUGACCCAUUACCAAUGGAAGUACUUGUACGGACCAAUCGUGCAUUAUGAAAAGGGAGGCCAGUCUCACAUCGUCCUUACAACGGUCGAAGCGGCUCACGAUCUUUUGAACAAGCGAGCAAGCAAUUAUUCAGGACGCACAUUCAGUCCUUACGCAGGAGAGCUCGUUUGUAACAACUACAACAUUCUCUUUCUACAGUACGAUACCCAGUUCCGGCUCCAUCAACGGCUCCACGCUAAGGGACUCAACCCUCGCUCCGUGGCGCCGUACCAUCCUCUGAUAGAGUUGGAAUCGCUUCAGCUGCUGAACGAUCUGUUGUCAGAGAUACAAGAGAAAAGCAGCGAGAAGCAAAUGGGAGCUGCUGUAAACCCUCACUGGCACUUCCGACGCGCAGCAUCCAGCAACGUGAGCAUGAUAGCUUGGGGCUAUCGGCUGCUGAGAGGCAAUCCCGAGCAUGAAGCACAAAUUAAAUUCUUCGACGUCGCCCCAACCUCGGUAGUCUUGAAGACUACGCAAACAUGGUACGAUAUCUUCCCUUGGCUAAAACAUCUUCCUUACGCCAUUUCUCCGUGGAAACGGGCAGCAAAGGUCCUCUUCGAGCGCGAGGAGGCUCAUUACUUGGGCAAUUUUCGCAGCGCACUCAAAAGACCUGGUUAUAACCUGAGCAAACAAAUUGCCGACAGCACUGAUACCUCGGAUAUGGGCAUGUGCGAGACCGAGCAGGCGUGGGUUGUUGGAACGUUGACAUUAGCCAAUGGUGAUACCAGCGUCGCCACUCUGUGUUGGUUCGUCGUUGCCAUGUUGACGUAUCCGCAUGUCUUUGGCAAGGCUCAGGCCAUGAUCGAUGAAGUCGUUGGUCAUAAUCGCUUGCCUGCUUUCGAAGACCGGGAGAAGCUGCCAUAUGUCGACGCGAUGAUCGAGGAAGUCAUGCGGUGGCGACCUAUCCUACCAGCUGGGCUGGACCAUGCGGCCGUUGAGGAAGAUGAGUAUAAGGGAUAUAGAAUUCCGGCGGGAGCGACGAUAAUUCACUCCCAGUAG